This is a messenger RNA of Adineta steineri, 1836 nucleotides long. The record is from the annotation of a GenBank genome assembly. NCBI's taxonomy places the organism in Eukaryota, Metazoa, Rotifera, Eurotatoria, Adinetida, Adinetidae.
AUGAAUUCACAUCAUGAAAAUGAUUCAAUAACUUUAUUAUUAACUAAUACAAAUGAUCAGAUUUGUUGGCAUAUACCCAAACCAUUUCAGACAAGUCUUAAAUUAGCAGAAAGUCAAACUUUACAUUUUAUUCAUCUUUUACCUGAAUCUGUGCAAACAAUAUUAUCUGAACAUUUAAAUGGCAAUGAAACAUUAAUAACUAUGAUCUGGUUUAUUAUAAUAUGUGUACUGUGCUUUGUACUCAGUUUGUUUUUUUUGUCAAUGGGUAUAAAACAAUUAAAACAAAGUAGAUAUGCAAAAGAAAAUCGUACACAAUGUCAACAACUUCAACAACAUAAUGAUCAAAUGGAAUUUGAAUGUGCUACCUACAAACGAAAACAUGAACAAUUAUUGAAUGAAAUUGAAGAAAUGAAAAAUUUAUCUAAAGAAAACGAAGAUGAUCUUGUUCAAUUACGUAAAGAAUGUAGCCAACUGAAGGAUGAUUUGGAAAAAACACAUAUUGAAUAUCAUACUUUGCAAAAUGAAAUUGAUAAUAAACAAAGUUUAAUACAAAACUAUGAAAUUGAUAUGCAAAAACAAAUGGAAAUAGUCACACAUUUGAAUAAUGAGAUAUUUGAAUAUCAACAAGAAUUAGGAAAAGAACGAGAAACAAUAGCACGAUUACAAUCAAAUGAUCUCUCAUUAGAACGUUUCGAAAAACUACAAGAAACUAUUCAACUACUUAAAUCAGAAAUUUCUCAACUCAAACUAGAAAAAUUCACUCAAACAGAUCAAUUACAACAACUUCAAGAACAAGUUAAUCAACUAGGCAUUGAUAAUAACCAACUUAUUAUCAAAAUGAAACAACUCAAAGAUUUAAUUGAACAAAAAGAUGAAACUAUCACUCGUAUGCGUCAAAAAAUACUGAAUAAUCAUGAUGAUGAUGAAGAUGAAACAACAGGUGAGAUUAUUUUAUUAUUAUUAUUAGAAAAAGAUGAUUUACUUUCCAAAGUAUCAUCAGAAGAAAAUGUCGAUAACAAUUCACAAGAACUCUUAUCAAAUAUCGAUAAUGAUGUUGAAAAAGCAAAUCAACAUAUGCGUGAUUUACAUUCGGAAAUUGAUGAAAAAACUCGUCGUAUCAAAGAACUUGAUCUAUUACUUAAUCAAGAAAAGGAUCGUUGUCGAGAAGUGGAAACAAAACUAAAAGUUGUUUUAGAACUUCGAGAACGAGAUGCUCAUUUACAUAUUCGACAAUUAGGACAAACUGAUGCUGAACUUCGAAAAGCAAGAACAGAUACUGAACGUGUUCGUAUUUUACAACAACAACUUCAAUUAAAAGAACAACAAUUAGAAGAUGUUCAAAAGGUGUUAAAUAGUGAACAAACGAAGUUUAGUGAAGAAUGUAGUAAACUACAACAUGAAACACAUGAAAAAUGGAUGGAAGUAAAGCGCUUAGGUCGAGAACUUGAUGGAGCGCGAAAAGAAUGUGAAGGUCUUCGAAGACAAAUAACUAAAUAUGGUAACAAUGAACGUUCAUCACAACAUCUAACUCAUACUGGUAGUCGAGCAUCGAGUGAACCAGGAACAAAUGGAAAUACUCCAUCAUCUCCAACUCAACAAGAGACAAAAUCAACUGAUCAAAGUAUCAGUUUAAAUAGUACUAGUCCGGUCAAUACAUUUAGAGCUGAACCACCUCUAUUUAUGUUGUCUAGACCACAUUUCCGUCCACCGCCGUUUUUACCUCCCUUGAUAUGCAAUCGAUUCAUAUCAUCUGCUAGAUAUCCGAUACCAUUCAAUGGUUUACAACAAGCAACAGUUAACAAUGACGUUUUAUCUACUAAUAAAAAUAAAACAUAA